CAAACACGCUCCUGAAGCUGCAGAGGAAGAGAUGUGAGAUCGAUGUGAGUGAGUGUCUGCAGAAAGCUGUCAGCUGUCAGCACCUGGAGCUUCUUCUUCUUCUGCUUCUUCUCGGGAGCUGCGAGUCAUCCGGAGCGCUCACUUUGUCUCAGGUUUUGCAGGGACUCUUGUGAAAAGUCUUGCGGAGUCUUCUGGGCAUGGAGAGGAAACUGCUCUGAUUGAUAAUCGGAUUUUUUUUUUUUUCCACUGCAGAUUCUUCUAUCUGAAUUAUGGAGAGUUGACGGCUCGAGAGGAACCUGACUAACAGCAGUGUGACGGGAUAAAGAGGAUAAAGCUCUCUCCACAGAGCCAGGGCUUCCUAUUCUAAAACUCAUCGUACCUACUGCAGAUCGGCUGACGGGGGAGAGGUGUCAUGGCUGCGUAUGGACAGACUCAGUACAGCCCCGCCCUCCAGGCUGCAGGGCCGUACACACCUUACACUCACCACACGCAGGGCUACAGCGUGCCAUCUUACAACAUUAAAACAGAAGAUGGCCUGAGUCACUCUCCAGGACAGACGGGAUUACUGGGCUACUCAAACUUCAGCGGCACUCCUCCCAGUCAGAGUGUCUACAGCUACUCACACGGUGGUGGUAUUUCAUCUGGAAUUUUUCAAGGCACCCAUGCAAUCUCCAGUUCAACACCAUUCAACUCCACCCAACAAGAGUUUUCAGCGUACUCGAGCUACAGUCAGAGUCAGUACUCUCCGUAUUAUAACUCGCAUCCCUACAACAGCCCUUACCUAACCAGCAGCAACAUCAGCCCCGCCGCCAUCACAGCUCCAAUAGCCUAUCAGCAUCCAGAGCACGCCGUCAUGCUGCCCAAUCACAGCCCAGAGUCACACACAGGCGAGUACCACCCGCCGCCAAGCCCCCCCACACCAGGUAAAGAGGAGGGGGUCCCGGCACGAAGGGGGUCAGAUGGGAAGUUGAGAGGGAGGAAAAGAGUCAGUGACCCCGCGCCACCUCUGGACUCUGAUAUAGAGCGUGUGUUUAUCUGGGACCUGGAUGAAACCAUCAUCAUUUUCCAUUCGCUCCUCACGGGAACCUUCUCCUCACGAUUUGGCAAGGACUCCUCAAAGGCAGUGUCUCUCGGUUUGUGGAUGGAGGAGAUGAUCUUCAACCUGGCCGACUCGAGACUCUUCUUCAAUGACUUGGAGGAAUGCGACCAGGUUCAUAUUGAUGACGUGGCAUCAGACGACAACGGACAGGACCUAAGCACUUACAACUUCGGGUCGGACGGCUUCCAGAGCCCAGCGGGGGCCGGCUCUCUGUGCCUGGGGUCAGGGGUUCACGGAGGGGUGGACUGGAUGAGGAAGCUGGCUUUCCGAUACCGCAGAGUGAAGGAGAUCUACAACACAUACAAGAAUAAUGUUGGGGGUUUAAUGGGCAGCCCCAAGCGAGAGGAGUGGUUACAGCUGAGGAGAGAGAUGGAGGUCCUCACUGACCUGUGGCUGACUCAAGCACUCAAAGCCCUGGCUCUCAUCAACUCCAGGCCUAACUGUGUGAAUGUGUUGGUAACCACCACCCAGCUCAUCCCAGCGCUCUCCAAGGUGUUACUGUACGGCCUGGGCUCUGCUUUCCCCAUAGAGAACAUCUACAGUGCCACCAAGACAGGCAAAGAGAGCUGCUUUGAGCGUGUCUCACAGAGGUUUGGUCGGAGAGCAGUGUAUGUGGUGAUAGGAGACGGAGCGGAAGAAGAGUCCGUGGCCAAGAAGAAGAACAUGCCGUUCUGGAGGGUGUCCUGUCGGGCCGACCUCGAGGCUCUGAGCCAUGCACUGGAGCUGGACUACCUCUAGAGGGCGCCAGCUGUCACGCUCUGUUCUUCACCCGGAUCACGAGCAGCUCCUGAACUCCUGAGUGCAGCUCGUAGCUGAAGCUGCCCCCAAGAGACUGAUUCAGAGUCAGGGUUUGCUAUUCCAAGGUUUGGCGCAAGGAGGACAAUUUCACUUUAAAGCCAAAGGAACUGUGAGGAUUUGGAAGCGAAAGCUGCAGUAAAUCUAUGAGACGUCAACAUGAGGUGAACAAAAAGUGCUGGAUCAAAAUGAAAGACCAAAGACAAAAAAAAAAGGGACCAAAGCUUCAUCACUAACCACAGGGAACUAUGGUUAAUACUGCAAAUACUUUUUCCUUUUUUUAUUUUAUUUAGUUCAUCUCAACUUUAUGGAAGGUGUCCCACUUUUGUACACACAAGAGUGAAGCACUGAAUGCAACAUUGUACAUCCUGUUUGUUGAACACAGUGAGUAUGUCUGCAUGGAUGAGGAGCUCAGAUUGUAAACCCGUUUUCCACUGACCAAUAUAAUUAAAGACAAAAUUAGAAAUAAGACUUAAAGCUAUGACGUUACACGGAAUAGAUUUUGCAUUCUCUAUUAUUUUAGAAUUGUUGUACUCGUAUGUCGGCUAGAUAAGUGUCAGAUAAUAUUCUCCUCAUAGGUAGAGGCUAUUGAAAAUAGCUUUAUUGUAUUUUACCAUUAAAAUGUAAGCUAUUUAUUAUUGGUUAAAUUCACAACACAAUGAAGUAUAAACAGUUUGGGAGCUCGGCAUAAAAAUAUCCCCUUCAAAGACCAAAAAUGUGCUCUUGUAAAAAUGUUUUCAUAAGAAGAUGCUGUAUUAUAGGCGGUGCUUGAAUCCUUACUUUUGAUUCUGGGUUGUAUAUGUUGUCGUGUUUUAACUCUCCUUCUUUUCUGUCCUUGUUUAAUUUCCUAAUAACCUGUUUGUAAUAUAGAUGAACUGGUAUGGUUGUGCAUGUGCCGAUUACACUGCCUGUCAGCUUAGCUAUGAUUUGUAUAUAAUGCUUUAUUGUCGAUUUGUUUUGACAGACAGUUAAAAUAGAUUAAUAAAAAUAAAUUAAUUGCAUUGUUGGGAAA
Messenger RNA from Cottoperca gobio, 2906 nucleotides. RefSeq names its product EYA transcriptional coactivator and phosphatase 2 (gene eya2). The record is from RefSeq and is a predicted model, not a curated record. Bases 413 to 1837 code for a protein of 474 amino acids. The transcript has 16 exons. Gene Ontology annotation, biological process: cell differentiation; multicellular organism development; negative regulation of extrinsic apoptotic signaling pathway in absence of ligand. Gene Ontology annotation, molecular function: protein tyrosine phosphatase activity. NCBI's taxonomy places the organism in Eukaryota, Metazoa, Chordata, Actinopteri, Perciformes, Bovichtidae. Gene Ontology annotation, cellular component: nucleus.